Clonostachys byssicola is the source of this 2193-nucleotide messenger RNA. NCBI's taxonomy places the organism in Eukaryota, Fungi, Ascomycota, Sordariomycetes, Hypocreales, Bionectriaceae. The record is from the annotation of a GenBank genome assembly.
AUGGCGCCCACGUUCGAGCACCUCCGCGAGGCGGACCUUGACGAUGACGAGUUCAACGAGGAUGAGAUUGAUACCUCCGAUCUGCGAGAGAGAUUUGAGGUUCAACUCGAGCAAGGAUACGACACUUUCGUUGUCAUCGACGGCCUUCCCAAGGUUAACGAGGGCCAGAAGCCCAAGCUGGUCAAGUUCUUACUGAAAAAGCUCAACACCGUCGGGAAGGGUAUUAGAUUCGCAUUCGUCGAGUACUCCUCCCCCGCUGAGGCGGCCGCCGCGACAAGACAGUUGGAUAUGGUUCCUCUCGACAAGAAGCACACUCUGCGCGUGAACAAGAUGACCGACAUCGAGCGAUACGGCCGAGAAGGACGCGUGGACGAGAAGUACCAACCCCCCCACAUCGACGAGUUCACAGAGAAGGAGCAUCUCCGAUGGUUCCUUAAGGACCCCUCCGGUCGCGGUCGAGAUCAGUUCGUGAUGUACAACAACGAGUCCGUGGGCGUGUACUGGAACAACGAGAAGGACCAGCCCGAGAAUAUCGUCGAUCGUCUCCACUGGACCGAAACCUUUGUGCAGUGGUCCCCUCUCGGCACCUACUUGACCUCCAUCCAUGCCCAAGGUGUCCAGCUCUGGGGCGGCCCCUCCUGGUCUCGCCAGGCCAGGUUCGCACACCCUUAUGUCAACCUGGUUGCUUUCUCCCCCCAUGAGAAGUACAUGGUGACUUGGUCAAACCGACCCAUCUCCAUCCCCGAUGAAGGCCACCCUGCUCUCUCUAUCGACGAUGAUGGAAAGAACUAUGUCAUUUGGGACAUUGCCACCGGUUCACCUCUCCGAUCCUUUGCCAACCUCGAUGCCCCCAAAGUUGAGGACGGUCGCCCUCCCCCAAAGAUGCAGUGGCCUGCCUUUAAGUGGUCUGCGGAUGACAAGUACGUCGCUCGCUUGAACCCAGGACAGUCCAUCUCCGUCUAUGAGCUUCCCCGCAUGAACCUUCUCGACAAGACUAGCAUUAAGAUCGAGGGAGUUGUUGACUUCGACUGGGCUCCUUCGAGCCCUCACCGGGAGGGUGUCAAGACCUACGAACAGCUGUUCUGCUACUGGACACCCGAAAUUGGCAGCAACCCUGCCAAGGUUGGUCUGAUGAGCGUUCCCUCCAAGCAAAUCGUGCGAACCCUCAACCUUUUCAGUGUCAGCGAUGCUAAGCUCCACUGGCAAUCCGAGUCAGCCUACCUUUGCGUCAAGGUUGAUCGUCACUCCAAGUCCAAGAAAUCCCAGGCUACCACCCUGGAAAUUUUCCGAAUCAAAGAGAAGGGCGUCCCUGUUGAGGUAGUUGACACGAUCAAGGAUACUGUCAUCAACUUUGCGUGGGAACCCAAAGGCGAUCGAUUUGCGAUCAUCACUACAACGGAGCCUGCUGGCCCCACCGCCGUUGCCCCCAAGACGGCGGUUGCGUUCUUCUGCCCCGAGAAGGCCAAGGGCCCUCAUGCCGGCAACUUCAAGCACCUCCGCACGCUUGAUAAGAAGAACAGCAAUGCCAUCUAUUGGUCUCCCAGGGGCCGGUUUGUGGUCAUUGCCACCGUCCACAACCAGCAGAGCUCGGACCUCGACUUCUUUGACCUCGACUUCGAGGGUGAGAAGCCAGAGGCUGAGAAGGACAUGACCGCGAAUCUGCAACUCAUGAACACCGCCGAUCACUACGGAGUAACGGAUGUUGAAUGGGACCCUUCAGGUAGAUUUGUCGCUACCUGGGCAUCAGUGUGGAAACACUCGAUGGAAAACGGCUAUCACAUCUACGAUUUCAAGGGUGAGGCUCUGAGGGAAGAGCCCGUGGACAAGUUCAAGCAGUUCGCCUGGCGCCCGCGACCUCCUACUCUGCUGACCAAGGAGGAGCAGAAGGCUAUCCGCAAGAACCUGCGUGAAUACAGUCGCGUGUUUGAGCAAGAAGAUGCCGACCGUGGCGCCUCUGCCGAUUUGGCAGUGGUCGAGGCCCGUCGCAACAUGCUCAAUGAGUGGUACGCAUGGCGCGAGGAUAUGGAGGCCGAGCUGGCCGAGGAGCGUGCUAUCCUCGGCCUGCCGGAUGAUCCUCAUGCCGCUCUCCUGGAGGCCAAGACCAAGUCAAUAGAAGGAUAUGACAAGGAGACGGUAAUCGAGGAGAUUGUGGAGGAAGUGUUGGAGGAAUCGGAAGAAAUCAUCACUACAUAG